CGAGGGGGUGGAGCAGAGGGAGGAAGAGCAGGAGGAUGAGGGGGAUGAAGAUAUGCGGGAUGGUGGGGUUCCCUUCUUCGUGAACCGGGGUGGCCUGCCGGUGAACGAGGAUACGUGGGAGCGGAUGUGGCGGCAUGUUGCCCGAAUUCACCCUGAGGGCGAGGCUGUGGGCCGGAAGAUCAGGGGAGCCAGUGACCUGCCUAAGAUUCCGAUACCAAGCGUGCCUACGUACCAGCCAGCCACCACCGUCCCACACCGCCUGGAAGCCAUACAGAGAUACAUCAGGGAUUUGCAGUACAAUCACACUGGAACACAGUUUUUUGAAAUCAAGAAGAGCAGGCCUCUUACUGCGUUGAUGGACAUUGCUAAGGAAAUGAUCCGCGAGUCUCUACCAAUCAAAUGUCUGGAGGCAGUGAUCCUGGGAAUUUACCUCACCAACAGCAUGCCAGGCGUAGAGCGCUUUCCGCUCAGCUUUAAGACGCAGUUCUCAGGGAAUCACUUCCGGCACAUAGUGUUAGGGGUGCACAGCGGGGGCCGCUUCGGGGCCCUGGGCAUGAGCCGGAGGGAGGACCUGAUGUUCAAGCCGCUGGAGUUCCGCACACUGGCUGACCUCGUCCACGAGUUCGAGGGCGCCUACCGCGGCUACUGGCACACCCUGCGCAAGGUGAAGAUCGGCCAGUACGUGUCGCACGACCCCCACAGCGUGGAGCAGAUCGACUGGAAGCACUCCAUCCUCGAUGUGGACAAGCUCUCGAAGGACGAGCUUCGCCGGGAGCUGGAGAGGCACACUCGAGACAUGCGGCUCAAGAUUGGGAAGGGCGCACCUCCCUCCCCUACCAAAGACAGGAAGAAGGACGUCGGGUCCCCCCACCGCAUCCCGGCCAGCCCUUUGCGCAGGAACAGCCGCAGCGAGAGACGACCUUCAGGGGAGAAGAAGGUGCUAGAGCCAAAACCCCCUGGGGACAUGAAUGGGUACCAGAUCAGGGUGUGAGGAAGGUCAUCCAGGACACCAGGAGGAGCUGUGUUACAAUAAGACCAGUGAAUGACUGCAGCUGGCUCUGCAUGGAGAACGAACCAGAAGGUGUUUUUGGUCCCAACUCUUGGGUGGUGGUGUAAACCUUUGUCUAAAGAAAAGAUGAAGAGACGCCUGUUUUUUAAAAUCGAUUCAUUAUAACAAAGAAUGUGCUUUAAAAGAGAACAGGAGCUUUGUUUAUUUGGGGUGACAGACACCAGUGCAAUUUGUAAAGCGACGGAACUAAACAGGGACAGCAAUGUGAACAUGGACACAGGGUUUUUUUGGUCACUUGUGUCCAAUUAACAAAUCAGCGGCUCCACAAUGAUGGAAUUUGAAGGUAAUUUCAACGAUAGAUGUGUGUAAAUACAAUUAACCGCUAGCCUGCUGGACAGUAAUCAAGCUUUUGUAGUAGAUAGUUUGCGAACCAAGCAUCUGGUGCCUUUCAUGUAAGAUUUAAUAGGUAAUGUAUAAUUCAUAAACCCCAGAACCAGGCAGUUACACUUUGCGAGGUAAGCUAAGGGAAAACCCUGGCUAAGUGCUCCAGCGGGAGAGUCAUGGCUGAAGCAGCACACAUACACACGUCCUCUCAGUUGCCCUGUAUGAUUUGUCAGUUUGGGCAGGCUAAGGGCCACCGUAUAAAUGUCUUGCAUACGUAGGGACAACAUCUUGAAGGCUUCCCAUCCUCUCCCUCCUCAAAAAAUAAUGAUGUAAUAAUUGGUGUUACUCGCAUGCAUUCAGACUUUGUAGCUUACAGGUACAAUAGGUAAUUUCGGACUCCUAACAGCCAAGAGAGAAUUGCAGCAACAAACAUCCUGAAACCUCUACACUGCAUAUCCCUCCGCCUUCUCUGUUGAAACCCCAUUGGCUGUGGCAGUUGGACCCAAUGUUCAACCAGUUAGCUUGAAUUAUUUUUUUACAGUGCCGGUACGUCAACUGUAUAUUUUGAAAGCCAAAUUUAAGGACUAUAAACACAGGCAGAGGGUGAGUCAACAUGUCAGUGAGCCUUUUUCAAUGAUAGGAAGGAAUUUACAAUGGUCUUGUUAUUGCAAUGGUCUUGUAAUAAUGUUUUAACACAAAAAUCUAUUGUACCUUUAACUUAGUAAGUGUGACUGUUCAAUCCAGUCUACCAUCUUACUGCUGUGAAUUAUCUACCUGUGACUGACUGGGGAGGACACUAACAGCAUCUAUAUGAUGUGCAGAAAGAAACAUGCUUUUUAUAAUGGGGUCCCUUGAUUAGAAUGGCGUAUUUCCCUACCAUAUGUUUACACCAAGAUCUCUCACAUUUACUGAAAGAGGGAGCAGCUAAUUUUAGUAUUGUCAAUCGAUUAAGGUAUACCGUUACCUGAGUUGUAGCUAGGUAAGAGCAGAGGGAUUUCAAAUAUCUCACAAAGUUACUUUUUGUGUCAUAGGGAUUGUCGUUAAAACAACAGUACAUUGCUAUUCUUAACAGUGACUUCAGGAAGUGAUCGUAUGCUUUUAAAUGUUUGCCAAGGUAUUUGAAGUCUUAAUGAGGUCUAGGCGCAAAAAAAGUGGUUUGUUUACAGUAUCCAUGUCAGUAUUUUUUAUAUACACUGUACAGGGGCAUUGCUGCCAUUUUACACUUAUCAAUGUUGUAAUCACUUGUGGAGUACCUCCACAUUUUUAGUGGAGAAACAAUCUGACCUGCUGGUGAGGAACUCAGUUCAUAGAAAGCUUUUUGUGUAUUGGUCUUUGCCCCAUCCUGUGUUUUCAGUAAUAUCAUCAGUUAGUGAUUUGCCUUACUUUUAUUUCUCCAUGAUGAUGAACAGCUUAUUUGUACUACAUCAGCACAUACAUUUUUGAAUCGUGUUGAAAGCACUGGUGAAAACCAACCAACUCACAACACCAGGUCUACUUGGAAAAGAGAAAGACCUAUUAUUCACCCCCAACCUAAGAUGUGCGUGCAUUAAUGUGUAACUGGAGAAAGCAUUCAUUCCGAAACCAUUUCAGCAAAUUUCCUGUCUUCUGCUGGAGGAAAAAUUGAUUGGAAUUUUGCUGUCAGAGGAAAGAUGUUCUUGGCUCCAAAGUUAUGUGCAGAAGUUUUUGCUGCCUGUUUUUUAAAAUCUGUCAUCAAUGAUAGGAUCUCUAAGAGGUCGGAUAUUUACAAUAUCAGUUGACCUUUUUUUUUUUAAUUCCAUGACAAUAAUUCUACUGAACUCCCAUUUAAGUGACACCUGCAACAAGUGACAAAACCAGAGCAGAAAAUAAAUUUAAAUAGAUUUAAUGUUACAGUGUAAUGAAGAUGUGAUUAGCCAGCGCCCACACUGAUUUGAGUUACACCUAGUCAAUAGAUUAGUGUGCAUCUACUCAGUGUGUGUGUAGAGGCCUUCACUGUAACCACAGAGAAAACCCAGAUAAUACAGGCCGCUUGAUUACAAGAGGGAAAAAAUUGAUGGAGAUUGGAGAUGUGGACAUUUUUUGUAGUAAAUUCAUUCAAAGAACAUCCCUUAGCCAAGCAAAGGAAAUGAAAAACAAACAAUUUUUUGAUGGAACUUGGCCUCCAUUUUAAUACAUACUCUCUGGCAAUUGGAAGCAGUUCAGGUCUGCGCCUUCACUAAUUAUAAAACAUACCCUUACUGAAGCACUGUGACAAACUUCUCCAUGUUUGGAGUUUGAGAAAUGGCUCUUGCAAAUUACAAGUUAUUGUUAUUGUUUUUUUUCCCCCUCGUGUAUUUUUCUUACUUUGUUUCUGCUCUUUGGGAUAAAGGAAGUGUUGAAUGGAACUUUUGAGUAGUUGGAUUUCUCUCUCCAGAAAACAGAUCAAAUCAGCACUAUGAAUUUGUGACACUUGAAUCCAAAUAAAAAAAAGGUUUUGGUGUA
Molecule: messenger RNA, 3853 nt
Organism: Conger conger (European conger)
Lineage: Eukaryota; Metazoa; Chordata; Actinopteri; Anguilliformes; Congridae
Gene: vash1
Product: vasohibin 1
Exons: 7
Coding region: 53-991 (312 amino acids)
Biological process (GO): regulation of angiogenesis
Cellular component (GO): cytoplasm
Source: RefSeq, a predicted model, not a curated record